Molecule: messenger RNA, 806 nt
Organism: Penaeus chinensis
Lineage: Eukaryota; Metazoa; Arthropoda; Malacostraca; Decapoda; Penaeidae
Product: cuticle protein 7-like
Exons: 3
Coding region: 3-428 (141 amino acids)
Cellular component (GO): extracellular matrix
Source: RefSeq, a predicted model, not a curated record
ACAUGAUCUUUAAGGUAUCUGUGUUUGUGGCGCUCUCAGUCGCCGUCACAGCCCGCCCCGACACUCCUUCCUACUCUCCUCCAGCUCACCCAGCCCCUUCGUACUCGCCUCCCAGCCCAUCAUACAGUGCGCCCGUCUACGCAGACGUUCCACCCCAAUACAAUGCGCAGUAUAACGUAAAUGAUGAGUAUUCAGGCAACAACUAUGGACAUCAAGAGGACCGCGAUGGUUACAACACUCAGGGAACAUACUACGUGCAGCUCCCCGACGGUCGUCUGCAGAAGGUGACUUACUACGUUGAUGGCGAGUCCGGCUUUGUUGCUGAGGUCACCUACGAAGGGGAAGCACAGUAUCCAGCUUACGAACCAUCUACUUCAUACCAACCCGCCCCAGCUUACCAACCUCCAUCAUCUCCAUCUUACGCCUAAAGUAUUUCAAGCCUUAUUUAUUGUAGGAAAUAUAUCAUGCAACGACAAAAGUAUUUUAUUUGAUGACUCAAAGCAGUUAAUCUCUUCUGAGUUGACUGAAAGAGCUUCCAAAUUCAAAAUUAUCCCUCAAAAUACAACAAAUAGAAUAUAAUGACAAUAUGAGCAAACUUGUGCACAAAUACCAAAGACGUUCACAUUUCGUACUGUCAAUUAACAGCACGAGAAUAUGAAGAAAUAGGUACCUCUGCUUUUCCAUUUCCCAUAAUUUAUAGAUGUGUAUAAGCUCGCUGUGUAUGAAAACAUAUACAUGUUUUUGUGAAUUUCUGUAACAUGGUGUUUUGAUGAUUGGAUGCUUUUGGAUUGCCAGUCACGACCUUA